AUGGAACGACCCUCCAAGCGACUGCGCGUCACUCAGGACGUGACGGAUGACCCGCCAACCCAGCCAUCCAGCCUUCAUCGUGCCAUCAGCCCCCCAGCCAGGAGGAAAUUCAAGGCGGCCACGACCCCGUCUCCAUUUCAGCUGACGCACAUUCGCGAUCUACCCACUUCAUCGAAUGCAGAUGCCGUCACCUUGAAGGACCUGCUCGGUGACCCGCUCAUCUCAGAAUGCUGGGAGUUCAACUUUCUUCACGACAUUCCCUUCCUCAUGAGCCACUUUGACGAAGACACAAGGGACCUUGUCAAAGUGCACGUCGUCCAUGGAUUCUGGAAACGAGAGGAUGGGAACCGCGUGGCUCUGCAAGAAGAGGCUGCAGCCUGGAAGAACGUUGAGCUCCACACCGCUCCCAUGCCCGAGAUGUUCGGCACGCACCACACCAAAAUGAUGAUUCUCUUUCGCCACGACGAUACCGCCCAGGUCAUCAUCCACACUGCCAAUAUGAUCGCCAAGGACUGGACCAACAUGACCAAUGGCGUCUGGCGGUCACCGCUUCUGCCGCUGGGGCCCCAGCCCAAUGGCGGAAAGUUGGAAGAUGGAGAGGUAUAUGAAGCAAACGAGGACUUUGGAUCGGGGCGCAAGUUUAAGUCCGAUUUGCUGAGAUACCUGCGCGCCUACGAUGCCAGGAAGAUCACGCUGAGACUGCUAACGGAGCAACUGGCCAGGUAUGAUUUCGCGGGCGUACGUGCUGUGCUUAUCGCUAGCGUUCCAGGAAGGCAUGCUAUACACGACACAUCGCAGACGGCAUGGGGGUGGCCGGCGCUCAAGCGGGCCCUUCGCCGCGUGCCGGUUCAAACGGGAAAGUCAGAGAUAGUUGUGCAGAUCUCGUCCAUAGCUACCCUCGGUGGGACGGAUUCCUGGCUGCAAAAGUGUUUGUUCGACUCGCUUUCGCUGUCAAAAGGGUCGUCCAUCGGUCCGAGACCAGCCUUCAAGGUGGUCUUCCCAACCGCUGACGAAAUCAGGAGGAGCCUCGACGGCUAUGCGUCUGGUGGAUCGAUACACACGAAGAUUGCAUCUCCACAGCAGGCUAAGCAGCUCGCAUAUUUGAAAUCAAUCUUUUGCCACUGGGCGAACGAUGCGCCGGGCGGGAAAGAACUCAGCAAAGACACGCUCCUGCGGGAUGCCGGGCGUCAGCGAGCAGCACCACAUAUCAAGACAUAUAUUCGCUACGGGACGCAGUCAAUUGACUGGGCUCUCUUGACGUCAGCGAAUCUGUCUAAACAGGCAUGGGGCGAGGCGGCCAGCGCAGCGCAGGAGGUCCGAAUUGCCUCCUGGGAGGCUGGUGUCUUAGUCUGGCCAUCACUAGUUACAGGGACGGACGAGGCCACCAUGGUGGGGACAUUCAAGACAGAUGCGCCGGGUGAAGAAGCGCCUUCUAGUGCGCCAUCUAGUACUGGAAAUGUAGUAGGCCUACGCAUGCCAUACAGUUUGCCGCUCCAGCUGUAUGGAAAGGACGAGAUACCUUGGGUGCUUCGAAUGAGCAUACCGAAACCAGACUGGGCGGGACGCGUGUGCCUCAGAGAGUAA
Molecule: messenger RNA, 1584 nt
Organism: Verticillium alfalfae VaMs.102
Lineage: Eukaryota; Fungi; Ascomycota; Sordariomycetes; Glomerellales; Plectosphaerellaceae
Product: tyrosyl-DNA phosphodiesterase
Exons: 3
Coding region: 1-1584 (527 amino acids)
Biological process (GO): single strand break repair; double-strand break repair
Cellular component (GO): nucleus
Molecular function (GO): 3'-tyrosyl-DNA phosphodiesterase activity; double-stranded DNA binding; single-stranded DNA binding
Source: RefSeq, a predicted model, not a curated record